ACCGAUUGCACCGAUAUUCAACUAGCGAUCAUUUGAUGAAUAAUGGCAACAGCAAUGGACGUCGACCCUCCAUCAACCAGCUCAUCUUCGAGCAGUGCUAAAAGCGAGAAGAAACGAUUUGAAGUGAAGAAGUGGAAUGCUGUAGCAUUAUGGGCCUGGGACAUAGUUGUAGAUAACUGUGCAAUCUGCAGAAAUCAUAUUAUGGACUUGUGUAUAGAAUGUCAAGCCAACCAAGCAUCAGCAACUUCAGAAGAAUGUACAGUAGCAUGGGGUGUGUGUAACCAUGCCUUCCAUUUUCACUGCAUAUCAAGAUGGUUGAAGACCAGACAAGUGUGUCCGUUAGACAACAGAGAGUGGGAAUUUCAAAAGUAUGGACGCUGAUGAUCACAAUGUCCUAUUUCUCAACGCUUCUUGGUCGUUAUGUUUACAUCAGGAUAUCUAGUCCCAUCAUCUGUCAUCUCUGUUUGUAGAGUUGUAAAUAUGGUCCUGAAAGUAACAUGGAUAAGGAAUGGAGCUUAGUGUAAAAAGCUUACAAAUUUCAACAACAACAAAAUCAGUUUGGUAACCUAUAUUUGUCAGUACCGGUAGUAAGAUAUAAAAGAAGGUUCCAAAUAACAGUAGCCAAUUUCUCAUUUUCCUUGUUUCUUCUUAAAUGUGUCAUGCUUAUCUGAUGGAUUUCACAACAAGAAUGAUGGAUGAAUGAGGUUCAGUCAUUAUGUGACAGAGGCAGAGUAUUUUACAGUAGGGAAUGAGUGAAAAUCAAGCAUGUCACUUUGUACGCAUUGUUGAAUAACGUGAUUUAAGGGUGUAUUUAAAUUUGUCAGAUGCAGUUGAGAUAGUUAUAUAUUUUAAAAGCAUUAACAAAAGAUAUUUUCAGGAUAUUGAACAUGGGGUAAUGGGUUUUCAUAUACCAAUCGAUAAGAGUUUCACUAUUGAUGUUAACCAAGUCUGAAUUUAGCUUUAAAUUUAUGUCAAGUUAAUUUCAAUUUACACUACACGUAUGUUUACUUUUUCAAGUCAUUUUUUUUUGCUUGCAACUACUUCCCCCCCCCCCCCCCCACAUAUUUACCAAUUCACAGUUAAAGCUCACAUUACUGAAUAUAUAGGUCCAUUGCUUUUAAUUAAUUUGAAUUCUGUGCCUGCUUCUGCAGUAUAUAAUAUUGGUACUGGCAUUUCCAUCUGCAAAGGCAUAUCUUCUACAUGUACAAAAGAAGCAUCCAUGAAUCAGAACUAGUUGCAUAUGUUAUGGUCUGUUUACAUCUAAAUCUUUACUUUUAUGUUUUUUGUACAUGAUUUGACAUUAUAUACCAGUUGAAUUGAGUAAGACAUGUCCACAUACAUUAUUUAUUAUAAGAUGUAGGCCCGAAUUCACAAAGGAGGUUUGUUGACAAACCUAGGUUUAUGUGCGUUUUGAUGCAUUUUUACAAACCUUGGUCUGUAAUAACGCGUCGAAAUGCAUCAUAUGACGCACAUAAACCCUAGGUUUGUCGACAAACCUCCUUUGUGAAUUCGGGCCAUUGGGUCUAAUCUCUGAAUUUUUAAUGUGUAAAGGAAUUGUAAAAUGUAAUUAUUUUGUUCCAGUUACAUUACUUUUACUUAAUGUUAAGGAAAAUUACGAGACAUCUUUAGAAAGUUCAGUCACCUUUCUAGUAAGGGUUUUUGGCAAUGCUAACUGAUCUUUGUGAAAACUUGUUGUCUGUGUACAUGUGCAGCUAUUUGCUCAACUCCCAAUGACUUUGAUUAGAUUAGUGUUCAGACUAAAUUUCAUAAAGUAUCCUAGCAAGAGCACACUUUUAAUAAUCAAGGAACACAUGUUAUAAACCAUCUUUUUUCUUCUUUUCAUUUGCUUUAUUUACAUUGAUUUUGUGGUAACAGAAAAAACAUUCAAUACAGUACAUGUGCAUUAUUUGUAUGCGAUGUCAAAUAAAGUUGCCUGUAUUUUGUUUGUAUUAUUACACAAA
Messenger RNA from Strongylocentrotus purpuratus (purple sea urchin), 1961 nucleotides. RefSeq names its product RING-box protein 1. Gene Ontology annotation, cellular component: nucleus; cullin-RING ubiquitin ligase complex. NCBI's taxonomy places the organism in Eukaryota, Metazoa, Echinodermata, Echinoidea, Camarodonta, Strongylocentrotidae. The record is from RefSeq and is a predicted model, not a curated record. The transcript has 5 exons. Gene Ontology annotation, molecular function: zinc ion binding; ubiquitin protein ligase activity; cullin family protein binding. The coding region runs from base 43 to 381 and encodes 112 amino acids. Gene Ontology annotation, biological process: ubiquitin-dependent protein catabolic process; protein ubiquitination.